UCUCUCUCUCUCUCUCUCUGUGUCUUUCUCCCUGAGUUAUUGCUAGAUGGCAGAGUUGCUUUCCAUGCACAAAGCCAAAUGUCUCAAUCUCUUUCUCAAUUUCUGCUUUCUCUUCCUCAUCUUCUUCCUCACAGCCCAUCUCUAUUCCUCCAAUUCUGAUUUUCUCAACCAUUUCCAAGUCACAAAAUCAAACUUCACAAUCAGUUCUCACCAGAUCCUAGACCCUGAUAUUGGGUGCAAAGAGCUUCACUCCUUAGAUGAUCCCCAAGAGAAAUGCUCAUAUGUGAAAACUCACAGGAAAUGUCAAUCAGGAGGAUACAUAUCCUAUCUCCUGCUCUUUUACUGCACUUUUAACCCACUUAUUGGCUACACUGUUCUUACCCUUUGGCUUGUAAUUCUAUUCUACUUACUGGGUGACACAUCUUCCAAUUACUUUUGUCCUUCAUUGGAGGGUCUGUCAAAGGUUUUGAAGCUCUCACCAACCAUAGCUGGAGCCACUCUUCUCUCUCUAGGAAAUGGUGCACCAGAUAUUUUCUCGAGUAUAGUCUCUUUCAUGGGUGAUGGGACAAAAGAUGUUGGUCUCAAUAGCAUUCUAGGUGGUUCAUUCUUUGUAUCUACCACAGUGGUUGGAAUCAUAAGUAUUGCUGUCAGUAAUGGUGGUUUGUCAAUUAGUAGGUUCAGUUUCAUGAGGGAUCUUCUCUUCUUCCUUCUUUCUCUCUCUUGUCUACUUUUGAUUAUAGUUUUUGGGAAGAUCAAUUUGUGGGGUGCUUUCUCUUUUCUCUCUCUGUACUUCAUAUAUGUAGCCUUAGUUUCUGCAUCACAGAUGUGUAAAAAGGAAGACACAGAAGUGGAAGCCACUGAUGAUUCUUCAAUAUUGCCUGUAAGUAGUAGGAUUGUAGACAAGUUAGAAGGAUCAUCAGAGUUGGGGGCACCUUUGUUGGGAUGUAUUGUUGAUGACAGGUUUGUUUCAGAGCUUCAAGAAGGUCAACUUAGUGCACGAGGCUCCUGCCACAACGAGGUUGGGAGAGAAUCAAAUGUAUGCGGUCUUACUCCUCCUUGCAAAGAGCUUCAAUUAGCUGAAGGAAAAAACAGAGCAAGGUGUUAUAACCUUCAAUCUUUAGCAACUUGCUUUGGGAAAUUUAUAUAUGUUCUAGAGCUACCUCUCGAUUUGCCAAGAAGGUUAACUAUACCUGUAGUUUCUGAGGAGAGAUGGUCUAAGCCAUUUGCAGUUCUGUCAGCUAUAUUUGCUCCUGUUCUGUUGGCCUUCAUUUGGAACUAUGAUGGUCCAAAAUUAAGCUUUAUGAUACAUGCAAUUGGUGGUUCAAUCGGAGUCAUCUCUGGGGUGGUGGUAUAUUUCACCACUGAAAAGUCUAACCCACCAAGGAAGUGUUUGUACCCUUGGCUUGUAGGAGGGUUUCUGAUGAGUAUCAUAUGGACUUAUACUUUAGCCCAAGAAAUGGUUGCUCUAUUGGUUUCACUUGGUCUUAUAUUAGGUGUAAACGCGUCCGUCCUGGGGCUUACUGUCUUAGCUUGGGGGAAUUCUCUUGGGGACUUGGUUGCUAAUGUGACGAUGGCGAAAAAUGGCGGGCCAGCCGGGACCCAGAUUGCGAUUUCUGGGUGCUAUGCAGGUCCUAUUUUCAACAUAGCUGUCGGAUUGGGUUUGUCACUCUCAUUCUCGGCCUGGACUGAAUACCCAUCUUGUUACAUCAUAGAUAAAGAUCCGUUUGUCUAUGAAACUCUGGCGUUCCUGUUAGGUGGCUUGGUAUGGGCCCUUGUUAUCCUACCCAUGAGGAAAAUGAAGCUUGAUAGGGUUUUAGGUGGAGGGCUAUUGGUCAUCUAUUUAUGCUUUCUAUUUUUAAAGAUGGCUAGAACUCUUGGCUUAGGUUAAAUGUCUGAGCCUCCUGUCUCUGUCUCUGUCUCUCUCC
This is a messenger RNA of Ilex paraguariensis (yerba mate), 1925 nucleotides long. The record is from the annotation of a GenBank genome assembly. Lineage: Eukaryota; Viridiplantae; Streptophyta; Magnoliopsida; Aquifoliales; Aquifoliaceae.